This is a messenger RNA of Sapajus apella (tufted capuchin), 4557 nucleotides long. It is a transcript of the gene GOLIM4, whose product is annotated as golgi integral membrane protein 4. Lineage: Eukaryota; Metazoa; Chordata; Mammalia; Primates; Cebidae. The record is from RefSeq and is a predicted model, not a curated record. The coding region runs from base 1027 to 2946 and encodes 639 amino acids. The transcript has 16 exons. Gene Ontology annotation, cellular component: Golgi apparatus; Golgi membrane.
AUUAUGGCAACUAUGAAUGUUUAUACCCAAGGCUUUGGGAAAAGGUUGUGGAAAAUUUAUAAAGGCAGAUGUCCCCUCUCUCUUUUUAAAAACAUAUCUGAUUGUAAGCAUUUCUUUCAAACACCCUUUUCAAGUUCCACAUUCAUUAAUUUCUUCCCUUUAAUAUGAGGUCUCUGUGUGUAUAUAUAUGUAUGUGGAUAUGAUUGUAUAUGUAUGUGUGUGUGUAUAUGAGAGUGAGCAAGUGACUAGUCACUUAUUAUAUUGGCCUUUGUUAGAAAACCACUGAAUAGCAAUUUGUUUAUAUUUUAUCUUUUAAAAUUUGAUUCUCCAUGUCUCCUUAAGAUUGUCAAAAACUGAAAAUUGGUCUUUAGGUCCACAAACAUAGACUUGAUUUGUUAAGUGGAUAUUUUCUAUGAGCCGUCUUGACAUGCUUUUUGUGCAUAUGUUAGAAGAAGCAAUAAGAAAAGCAGGUAUGUUUUGACAUGAUCUUUUUGUGAACAGUGCUUGCUCAGAAAAUUUCCAGAGCAGGAACGUGUAGAUUCUUGUUAAGUACUAAUAAAUGAAGCUCUAAAGGCUCUAUAAAACUAGUGAAUAGUCUGCCAAUUACCAGUGUCUUUGUUUUCUAACUUAAAGAAAUACUUCUUGUUGUUAACUUCAUCCCUUUAGAAAUAUGUUUAUGUGACAAGAAAAUUAGCUUUAUUUUUGUUUUUUCUCAUCUGUUUUAUUUAUUUCUUUCUUUAACUUCACUAGUUGAUUGCUUAAAAACUUAAACAGUCUGGCUGGCACCAAUCAGAACAAAAGGAACAUUUCUACUGACUACUUCAUUUUUUCAUAAAAGGAAAAAUCUUCCUUUUUAGACUCCAGAGCAUUUUAGUAACGAGAGGUUAUAAUUUUUAACUGGAACACCUACAAAUCAUUUCUUGAAUUUUGAUUUAUAUCUCACUAGAUCACAUCUAAUUUCCCCUCUGUCUGGGACUAUUCUGGUGAUAACAGUAUCACUCAAAAACCAGAACCUAUUGGCAUGAUAUGGGCCACAUGGUUGUGUAUGAACACAGAUCAAGAUUAGAGAAAUCCUUGCAAAAGGAAAGACUUGAACAUAAAAAAGCAAAGGAAGAUUUUCUUGUUUAUAAGUUAGAAGCACAAGAAACAUUAAAUAAAGGAAGGCAAGAUUCCAAUAGCAGAUACAGUGCACUGAAUGUCCAACACCAGAUGUUGAAAAGCCAACACGAGGAGCUAAAGAAACAGCACAGUGACUUGGAAGAGGAACAUCGCAAACAAGGGGAAGACUUCAGUAGGACAUUUAAUGACCAUAAGCAAAAAUACCUGCAGCUGCAGCAAGAAAAAGAACAAGAACUUUCUAAGCUAAAAGAAACUGUAUACAAUUUGAGAGAAGAGAAUAGACAGCUAAGGAAAGCACACCAAGACAUACAUACACAGCUUCAAGAUGUCAAGCAACAACAUAAGAAUUUACUCUCCGAGCAUGAACAACUUGUAGUGACUUUGGAAGACCACAAGAGUGCACUAGCUGCUGCACAGACUCAAGUUGCAGAAUAUAAACAACUGAAAGAUACUCUGAAUAGGAUUCCAAGCCUUCGAAAACCUGAUCCAGCAGAGCAACUAAAUGUGACCCAGGUGGCACAUUCUCCACAAGGUUACAACGCAGCAAGGGAAAAGCCAACCCGAGAGGCGCAGGAGGUGUCUCGAAAUAGUGAUGUGUGGCAGAACUAUGAAGCAAUUCCUGGAAGAGCAGAAGAAACAAAACUCUAUGCUCCCACCCAUAAGGAGGCAGAAUUUCAGGCUGCUCCAGAGCCAAUCCAACAAGAAGUGGAACCCAGAGAGCAUGAGGAGCAUCAGGUGGAAGAAGAGCACAGAAAGGCCCUGGAGGAGGAAGAAAUGGAGCAGGUUGGGCAAGCAGAACACCUUGAGGAGGAACACGACCCGUCCCCCGAGGAGCAGGAUCGGGACUGGAAAGAGCAACGUGAGCAGCGAGAGGCAGCAAACCUGGAAGGGCAUGCGCACGCUGAGGUGUACCCUUCAGCCAAGCCAGUUAUCAAAUUCCAAUCACCCUAUGAGGAGCAGUUAGAACAGCAGAGACUGGCAGUGCAGCAGGCGGAGGAGGCCCAGCGGCUGCGGGAACACCAGGAAGCUUUGCACCAGCAGAGGCUGCAAGGGCACCUGUUACGGCAGCGGCAACAGCAGCAGCAGCAGCUGGCAAGAGAGAUGGCCCUGCAGAGGCAGGCUGAGCAUGAGGAGGGCCAGCAGCAGCACCAGCAGCAGCAGCUCCGGCAGCAAGCUCGUUAUGAUGCUAUGGAUAAUGAUAUUGUUCAGGGAGCAGAGGACCAGGGAAUCCAAGAAGAGGAAGGAGGUGCCUAUGAAAGAGACAACCAGCACCAAGAUGAAGCAGAAGGAAACCCAGGUAAUAGACAUGAACCUCAUGAACAAGGACCCCAAGAAGCUAACCCAGAAUCUGAGGCAGAUAGGGCAGCUGUAGAGGAUGUAAACCCAGCAGAUGACCCUAAUAAUCAAGGUGAGGAUGAAUUUGAAGAAGCUGAGCAAGUGAGAGAAGAAAAUUUGCCAGAUGAAAAUGAAGAACAAAAACAAAGUAAUCAAAAGCAGGAAAAUACAGAAGUAGAGGAACAUUUGGUGAUGGCAGGAAAUCCAGACCAGCAGGAGGAUAAUGUUGAUGAACAGUACCAGGAAGAGGCAGAAGAGGAGGUUCAGGAAGAUUUGACUGAAGAGAAAAAAAGAGAACUGCAGCAUAAUGCUGAAGAGACCUAUGGUGAAAAUGAUGAAAAUGCCGAAGAUAAAAACAAUGAUGGAGAAGAGCAAGAAGUUCGAGACGACAACCACCCCAAGGGCCGAGAGGAACACUAUGAGGAGGAGGAAGAGGAGGAAGAAGACGGGGCUGCGGUUGCCGAGAAAUCGCCUGGAAGAGCCGAAAUGUAGCUGUGCCCAAUUUCUAGACAAUACUCAGCCAACGGAUUCUUUUCAAGCUGCUCAAACAUAAAUCUGCCUACUGAACUCUAGGAUAUUUAAUUACAAAAAUUAAGAACUUAGACUUUUUUAAAACUUUUGUAUUAGAAAUGCUCAUACAUUUAUAUGAAUAUAUUUUGAUAAUGUAGGUCUAGAGCUUCUUUUAUAUUCAAGCUAGACAUGAAAAAGAAGAAAAAAAGUAAAGUAAACCUGAGACCCUGAGUCCGAAUUUUUUUUAACAGAUUACAUGAAGUCAGAAAGGUCAUUGAUUUUGUAUAUGUUUCAGCGUGUUACCCGUCUGGCUUCUAGUUUUCAGGUGUCCCUUGUUUGCCUUUCAUAAAAUACAGGAUUUAAGAACAGGGAGUACUUAGAACAGGGAGUACUGCAAAAUGCCAUACAAACUUUAAAGAAAAUGACCAGUUUACUAAUUGCUGCCCUUGUGAUGUCUUUAUGUAUAGUUCUGAUGGAAUUUUCACCAGUCGGUGUAUCUCUGGAUUGAGACCUAUGUACAGAGCGACAUACAAUAGGAAACCCAUUUUUGUUGUAAAGACAUCGUUUUUCAGACUUUUUAGAUCGAUUUAAAAAAUGUUUGUCAUUGCUUUAAAAUCAUAGCUGUUCUGCUAAAGAGGAAUUGAAUUUUAAAAUGAAGAGUAUUAAAACUCCUGUGGCAGUAUUCUGGUCUUAAUCAGAUAUUGCGGUGUUCAAACAAGGUAUGGACACAUCAACACAUUAACCUUUUUGAAGGACUAAUGACUUGUUUAAAAACAAAUGAGUGUUUAUGUGUGAUGUUUUCUAAGUGAGCACCCAUUCUCAAUGUUUUCUUUUUUCUGAAGCCACUGAUUGAUCAUUGUUUCAGUGUCUAGUUCCCUACAAGUAAUAGAUAUUUCCUCUUUAAGCUCUGUGCCUCAAUAUGCAAUCACUUUGAUAAUAAGUAUGAUUAUGAAGAUAUACCAAACUGCAAAUAGGAUAAUUUUUCGAAACUAUACAGUGAAACAUACAUGGUGAUAUGAUAGACCCUCAUGAUUUUUUUGUUUGCUGGAUCUGCUUUUUGGGUCUGCUUUUUGCCUGUGUGUAAGGCAUUUUAAUGGUUGCAAAUAUAAUAGAUUCCUUAAAAUAAAAUUAAAAAUCAGAAACUUCCCUUGGAAUAGAGACAUUUCAGUUGCAAGCGUAAAGAUUUUUAAAUAUACAGCACUAGGUUAUAUAAGUCAUAUGUGUAUGGUUUUGUAUUCAUACUCAAUAAAAACAAAUUUCAUUUUCUAUCAUUAUAUGAAGGUAAUUUUAUUUUUUAAUAACCACACUCAUAGAAGGUUUUGGUUGUUCCAGUUGAGUGAUUGUGUAUGUAUGCAUAGGAAUAUUUUGUUCAAAUGUACUUUGGAUUUCCAAUAAUCAGAAAUCUUAUCUUUAUGUAUAAAAAUCCAUUAUGUAAUGUAAAAUGUAUAAUAUUGUACAUAAUAUUCAGAAUACAAUUAUUUUGGUAAAUUAGCUUGUAUUUUUAAUGUCCCAGUUGCAGUAUUUAAUUGUUUGAACCAUACUGAAAGUUGGUAAUAGUCAAUAAAGCUAAAACAAAGUGGCAGACCUUUUAAA